Messenger RNA from Chilo suppressalis (striped riceborer), 9059 nucleotides. The record is from the annotation of a GenBank genome assembly. Lineage: Eukaryota; Metazoa; Arthropoda; Insecta; Lepidoptera; Crambidae.
UUACUUUUCUUAAAAGCAGUCGUUCAAUGAGGUGCAGUGUUUACAGAGACAGUACUUAGUCUGUAGUCAGUUUUUUUAUUUGAAAUCAAUAUGUCAAAAGCGCCGAUUACCCGAGCAAUAGUUUACAGAGUUUUUAUGAUAAUUUAUUUUUCAUCAUUUAAUAAGAAGGAAAUGUAUCACAGUUUUAUUAUAAGUACUUCGUAUGGGAUUAGAUACUAUCCAAUCAGUUGGGUAUCUGCUACACCAUCCACAGCAGAAAACUUCUCUAAUCAGGCCUUCGUCGCAGGAAAAGAGGGUUGGGACGGCAGCCCUCUUUGGAUCAUCAGGUCACAUCAUAAAGGCGAGCUUUGCCUUGGAAAGUUGGCUAUCAAACACCGUGCAUCUUUAAUCCCGCACGCUGGACAAGAGAUUCAAGUUGAAAAUUUUGAGAUUCUGCUUGCUCAACCGUCAUCAGUUCACUGGGUGGCCAGCAACAAUGGUCAAGUACCCAUAAGAGCUAUCCAUGCCGGCAAUUCUUACGACGGCGAGCCUUUCUACAUAGCUAGAGUCGGUCACAGAGGAUCACUUACACCAGGAAAGGUCCAUCCUAGCCGACGGUGUUGCUACAUUCCAUUCGGAGGCAGUGAAUUAUCGUUUACAGAGUACGAGGUCCUCUGCAAAGUUGAUUAAUCCAUAUGAUUGUCAUGGAUAAUAUUACUUUUUCAUGUUUGUAUAAAUACAAAGCUUUAGGUUUCCAUUUUUUUUAUAUUUUUAUUUAUUUGCGAACCUAAACUACAAAGUUGCAUUAUUUACUAUGGUAGGAGUGCAGCUGGUGUUUGUCGUAAUCAUCAGCUAAUAGGAAAUAUGCAUGAUUUUUUUAUAUUUUUCUUUAAUAGUCUACAUCCCUUUGUCAAACAUAAAAAACAACGUUGAACAAAUAGCAUGUAGUUUUAAAAAGAAUGAUAAAAAUAGCCACCUUACACGGGCAUUUUAUACGCUCCCUAUUUUGAACGCUUGGGCGUGACGUCACAAUUCAUAUCAACCUACAAACAAGAUGAAUGACCUUGCAAAAUACUGAAAUUAUUUUGCGUUCUAUACCUUCACGGUGGAUGGAAGUUGGAAACCACGUCAAUCAAAUAGACAUUAUGUUUAGUACGUUUAAAAAAAAUUAGUGAAAUGUUUCACUCGAUGUCAAGUGGAACACAAUAUAAAUUCCUUGGUGGAACGUAACCUUGACAACUACGCACUCGAAGCACUAUCAUCAUCAUCCUAUUAAUGUCCCCACUGCUGGGGCACAGGCCUUCCCUAUGGAUGGAAUAGUGAGAUAUAGAGAACGCACUAUAAUCUUGUUGAAAUGGCAGAUGCUGUGAACAUCACGUUUGUUUGUUGUUAUAACGUUUUACGUCACAACCGCUCUCGUCGUGCUUCAAAUACAUAUUUAAAUUUCCCACAAUUUUUUUGCACAUGUAUGUCAUUAAUUUUGUACGAAAAGUUUAUUAUUUAAUAUUGAUCAACGGACAACUUAGAAGUAAUAAGGUUCCAUGCAUAUUAACAUCUCUAUUGCAGUGGCACAGACCUUCAUCAUGGACGUGAUAUGCCAUGACCAAUAUAAUUUAUAGUUUGCUUUAAAAUAAAUUAUUACCGGACAACAACCCUACGACAGUCAAAAAUUAGGACCGUUACAACGAAUUUUAAGAAAAGAUGUAACAUACACUUCGUCGUAAGAAUUUGAAUAAAUUGUAGGCCAAAUUUUUCUGAACCAAGACAGAAAAGAACACGCACAUAGUAAAUUGAAUUUGGAAUCCAGUGAAAACGUGCCGAAACCGGUCAGAACGACACUUAGUCCGAUUAAUGCUGAGAAAAAGUUCAAAUGGGCAGGAAACCCCAUAACCCUUAAAAAAGCGCAAAAAUCGAAUAAAAAUAAAAAAAAUCAACUUAUCAGCUAUCCAACCUAGUGUCUAGCUCAGCAGCUGAUUGGUUGUAGUCGUUGUAGAGUAAGAAAAAUACGGUUAGUGGGUGAAAAUUGAAGUAGCCGAGAAGAGCUUAACAGGAUAACCUAUGACGAAAUAAGAAGGUAAAGGUUUUGUCAAUAGGAACCGGUUAUAUUUAAAUUCGAAUAAAAACAAGAUUGUUUACAUGUAGAUGAAAUUUUCUUAUUAUUUGAGUAUGUACCCUUAGCACCAACCAAUAUCGAAAUCGAAAUGUCAUUGUCAAAUUUUAUUUGAAAACUUGAACAGCGGCGCCACAACGGACGUAACGAGAACUUAAAAUUAGUACACACUUGACGUACAAAAUAGAUCGAAUACGAUUAUAGUUCGUGUUAGGGGUACAGAUCUCUAGACGCGGUGAAGUCCCUCGACGGGGAUCUCGCGGUUCCGCACUUUACAGCGUAGAGGGUAUUCGCAGGAUUUUUUAGCGGAUAGUAUGCCGUAAGCCCUCGUAUGCCGCGCAGACUGCUUAACGGCGUCUCCGUUUCGCAACCGUGAGACUUGUGAGAGGCUAGGUGUGAGGUCCGUUCGUUGGUGUGCCCCUUAAGGGCGCAAACGACUGUAAUUAGAGAUUUUGCCUGCGUAAUAAAAAAAGGGGUACAGAUCUCGUUUAAAAAAAGGGAUUAAUUAUGCCCCAAGGUCAAAAUGCGCACCAUAUACACAGUCACUCUUUUUGGAUGCAACAGUCUUUCAUGAACCUCUUCAAGAUGUUAAAGCCCGAGCUUAAAUUUUUUUCACUAUUUGACGAAUUGCGUCCUCUUUAAGACUGUUAAGUUUAAGGUACAAUUCCGCAAUGGGCUGCAGACGACAACCGCAGGCGACACUGCGGCUAGCACCUGCGGCUGACCGCAGUGCUGCCUGCGGUCGCGGCAGCUUCUUUUCCAAGCGCGGCAGCAUGUCGCUGCGGCUGCACAAUGCAUUUAAACAUGCCUCAGUCACUCCAAUACCUACGAGUACCGAGAGUAUAGUGUUAUCUCUUUUUGUCUAGCAAUAUUUUCCAACACUACUUUUUUUCAACAGAUUUCAAUAUCCAUGACAACGAAAGAAAAUAAAUUUAAUAAAAAUGAAAUCUAAAAACUUACGAGUGAAAUGUUACACCAAUAGCUUUAUUUGGAUUUCUAGAACUGUUAGAGUACUUUCCGAAAGCAUACGGCGGUAUUGUAAUACACGUUUCUUGCAAAAAAUGGGAAUUGGAAAAAGAAAUGGGAGUUAGCUCAUUCGAGUAUUGACAGAUUUCGGUGUGAUCAAACUAUGGUAAGGGCAUAUCUAACGAUUCAAAUCUUUGGUGUGACCUCUCUGCGGUUGGCGACACCACUGGAACUGCAGUCUGCGGUCGCUGCACGCCGCAGCCGCAGUCUACGCGCCGCGGCUGCUGGCCGCAAUGUCGCCGCGCUCCGAAUCAAUUUCAUAGAGAUCCAUAGAAACUAGUAGUGUCGCCUGCAGUCUGCAGCUGCGGCCUGUGGUCUGCGGUUCAGUUCGGACGUGUACCUUUACCAUAAGUUUCCCGUUAGCCACGAAACGAUUGACAAAUUGAAAUUCUAUGAUUCAAUGCGUUACUCAACUGUGUAGUGCCUCAUAUAAUAAAUGCCGUACUUUUAAUAACUUAUCUGACAAAGAUACUUUGUCCCUAUCGGAAAACCCUGUACAAAAACCUCUAGUAAACAAGUCACUAUACCUAUAUAUUGAGUAAAACCGUUUGGAGUUGGAAAAAAUCCUCAAAAUAAGCGCUUCUCUACAAUAUGUACCUAUUAACUUAAACAAUAUACUUUAUUUAGAUUGUAGUCACAUCACAUCACAUCAACACUACCUUGACGCCUGCUGUACCAAAAUUGUGACACUACUCCACGGGAUAAGAGAUUGGGUCAGCAGAGUAGGCAACGGUGUUAUGGACAUUUUGGUAUCGUAGGCGUCUAUAGGCUAUGGUGGCCGCUUACCAUCAAGAGGGUCAUAGGCUUGUUUGCCACUAUGGUGCGUUCUGUACCAACUUUGUGACUCCACUGAACCUGUAGUCCUGUGGAAACACCUUCUACAACAAAUGUAAACAACGACCUGUUAUAAGUAUUUCAAUUUAUACCUUUUCAUAAUCGUUGCUUAAUGCAAAAAUUAAUCACUCUACAGAUUAAUAUAUUCUAGAAAGCAACUGUCUUCAACGUAUCAAAUAUCAAACUUAUUUCAGUACAAAUACGAGUGCCUAUAGAUUGAGAUAUGUCUUAAUUCUUUGUUAUUAUUCAUUUGUUAUUACUUAGAAAUCAUUUACAGCAAAAGCUAUCUAUUCACUUCAUAUCUAAUCUGUAAGUUGAAGCAGAUAUGAUACUGAAUCGCGGUUAUCCGAACAAAUACGUAAAUUGUAAUCGAACGUGACUUCAGUGAAGUGCAGUCUAUAGCAUAAGUUGGAUUUUCAUAGCUUAGCCUGUUAAAUUAGGGAUUUAUCAAUAUGGCGAACCAACCCCCUUACGGUCCUCCCCAGUACCACGGUUACCCGCCGCCGCCGAACUCAAACAUCGCCUUCGUUCCCGCCCCCGUGAUGAUGCCAAUCUACCCUCCCGCACCACCUCCACCGAUGCCAGAAAACAACCCUACAUACGUCACGAACUACUACUAUCCACCGUCGUACCAGCAGCCAGAGCAACCUCCCAUCGUACAACCGGUUGAAGAACCAAUCGACUGGGUAUCGGCUACAACGUCGUCAGCAGUCAACUACUCCCACCGAGCUUUCGUCGGCGGUAGAGAGGGUUGGGACGGCAGUCCCCUCUGGAUCAUCAGGGCUCAUCACAGUGGCGAGUUCAUCCCUGGAAAGUUGGCUAUCAAACACAGGGCAGCUUAUGUACCGUACUGUGGUAAAGAAGUCCCCGUCCACAACUUUGAGAUUUUGCUUGCCCAACCGUCAGCUGUACGCUGGCUGCCCGGCAGUUAUGGCCAAGUGCCUAUUGGAGCGAUCCCGGCCGGCAACACUCAUGCUGGCGAGCCCCUCUACAUAGCCCGAGUCAGUCACCAAGGGUCUUUCACACCGGGAAAGGUCCACCCUAGCCAUCAGUGUUCUUACAUUUCAUUCGGUGGCAGGGAGAUGUCCUUUAGAGAAUACGAAGUCCUAUGCAAGGUCGUCGGUUAAUCAGUAUAGCAAUAAUUUAAUAUAAUUACAAUCAAUGAUAAUACAUAAAAUAUAUCAUUGAUUCCAAUGAGUCGUGUACAUUUAACCGGACAUAAAAUAUAAGAGUGGCUUUCAAGAAUUACUUAUGAUUUUUUCUUAAUUUUGGUGGAGUUUGUUUAUUUAUUUAUAAUAAAUAAUAUUAUACGUUCUUGUGGUAAAAAUAAACGAGAAUUAUAAUAUUUAUAAGUGUUACUUUUUAAUUUUAUCGUCACCUAAAUUGGUAAGGAACCAAAAUUGUUAAUUGACUCCAAAAUUUGUUAUUUAUCAUUAUAUGAGAUUAAGGCCGGGGCUAAUCUUUUUUUGGUCUCUCCUAUCCAUUUCAAAAAAAUAAGAACAUAAUAUAAAAUAAAGGAAAAAUAAUUUAUUGUUUAAUAUUUUCUUUUUAUGGAAAUUCAUCGAAUGCUUAAAGGUCUCUUCAAUUAUACAAGGUGGCGCAAAAUGAAUUAUAUAAUUUUGUCAUUGUAGAAAUUUAAUCUGUAUUCACAAUAAAUGCAUUUAUUAUUAGUGCUAAUUUUGUUUGCGUGAUACCAAAACUGCGUAAUUAUGAGAAAGGUUUAUUUUUUGCCCGAGUACCGAGAUUAGGGCUGUGUCGUCGCAUACUAUCACUUUGUAAUAGAUCUAUGUGAUAUUGUUUUAUAGGUAUGCUGAUGACACAUCUCUUAAUUUCAAAGCUGAUAGAGGCAUGGACCAAUAUAGAUUAAGAAAAUUUUGCCGAGAUAAAUGACAGACACCCUUUCAAAUGUUCUUCAUUGAUUUACUGUUAACAAGUUAUUAUUAAAUGCAAACAAAACUAAUGUCACCUUACCUUAUGUCAAGCAAGUUUUUAACACGAUUGAUAGUAAAUAAUAAACUAUAUAGUAGCAUAAGUUCCACAACAUUGCUGGAAAUCACCUUAGAUUCAAAACUUCAGUGGGGUCCAGAUAUUGAAACCUUGUCAGCAAACCUCAGUUCGGUUGCUUUUUCGGUGAGAAUGAUAAGACAAAUAUCUGAUAUUGAAAGGGCAAACUAGUAUAUUUUAGCUACUUCCGUAGUUAACUAUCAUACGGCAUAUAAUUUUUUGGGGCUCAGCUGUGGACAUUAAAACUGUGUUGUUCAAAGAGAGCAGUGCAGGCCAUUUAUGUAACUAUUAUAUUAUAUACGAUAAAAGAUUCUCUUAAAGAUUGAGGUCCAAAUCUUUAAAAGAAUAUUUUGACAAGGCGCGGCGCAAAAGUAACCAAUUAUAUUUUUGUAUAACUUUUUUAAUUAAUAAAAAAAUAUAAAUGUUGAGCGAUGGAAGUCUUGAUUACGAUCUUUAAAAAUUUUCUGUUAAAUAGAAAGAUGAUAUCCGUCAAUUAGCUGUCGCCGUGUUCAUACAUAUUUGUUUUCGUUUUAUCGCAUUUUCCAUUAUUUCCGCAAUAUUCCCGGUGAUAACUGUUCGCAUUCCUGUCCUUUGCUUAGUAGUUAGUAUGUUUAGUAUUAUUGUAUUCACACAUCUCUUGAUUACAAAUACUUUAAUGUAACGAAAUUGGUGGAAUCAAUAAAAAAAUAAUUACAACUUUUCUAUAGUAUGGUGUGAGUGUUGGAAAUAUUUAUUUAUUAUACUUAUCACUUCGAACCUUCAUUGGUUUUGUGUGUGGAUUGUGGUCCUCAAAAAGAAAUAAAAAAUCACGUUAUAUUUAAAAAUAUUUAUAAAUUAUUACAAAAAGAAACUAUAAUAUAAAAUAAAACAUAAAUUUUCAUUUACGCAUGUCACAUUUUCUAGGUGUAAUAAUCUCAUUACUUAACAGAUGUUGAUGAGGUGUAAAAUUGUGCAAUAAAAUGAAAAAAUGGUUAUGGUAUUUUAUGGCUUGUCUUGCUCGAGAUGCGGUCCGAAGUUGUUAAAAAUAUACCAAAUGCGAGUUAAAUAAUUUACUUGAAAGAAUUUCACAUUGUAAACUAGUGUAGCGUUUUAGUACACAGCGAAUGCUACUAGAUGGCGCUGUUCCUGCUUAAAAGGUAAAUAUGGACUCGCAAACGGUAGACUGGAAUCACUCGAGACUUCAUCGCUAUCUUCCCUCCGCGAAGGUGGGCUGAUCCAUAACCAUCACGUUGCCUCCGAAGUCGUUGGGAUCCCCUCUUGUGUCUGGUACGCCAUUAUCGACGAAAUUGACAUUCGAGUUGUCAUCACAACAGAGGCUGCAACAAGCCCCCAUGAUGCCUAAGAACAAAAACAAAAAUACAUGAAUCACCAACAAUCGUUACUCCGUGAUCAUGGCGCUUGCAACAAUGGCGAAAUGUUGUUGGUUUCAUGAAAACAAUCAAGAAACAGCCGUUAUUGUCAUAGAAAAUAGAUAUAAAAAUGCCAAUUUCACAUAAAAUGUAAGAUGGAAGUUAAGUAUUCGCAUACGCGUUUGUCGAUAUUACCUUACCAUGUGAACUUGAAUUUGCUAAGUGUAAGUAUUUUAUUAACAUCUUUGGUGAACAUUACGGUUAUGGUAUUAUGGUUAACAAAGGUAGGGCAUAGCGGUAUUACCGCUCGAAUUGGAGCGCCCGUCUGGGGAAGUAACCUCCAUCUUUUAGAAGACCACAGUAAAAUAACACUACCUUUUGGUGGUGUUGUGAUUCUGUCGGUAAGGUUCCAGGGUUCACGGUGUGCAACAACCCGGUUGAUGUUUUUUUGGUAUCCCAAGCGUUUAUAUGAAGUCUAUAUUUGCCGCUUACCAACAGGCGGGUCAUAUGCUUGCCACCUGGGGUUGCCAAUCCUACUAUAUAAUACAGUAUCCUACUAUAGUAGGCGUAACUACUAUAUUUUGCUUAAAGCAGAUUAUUGUCAGUAAAAGCGUUCUUAGAAAUAAAAAAAAAUAUUAAGACAUGGAAGAGCAAAAAUGUAUUCAUUUUAAAAUUAAAGUGGAUAUUUUAACCACAUACUAUAUUUUUUUUACCAUCUUUUUGCUAUCUUACUAUAUUUUUAGAGGUAACAGCUUCGAAAAUACUAUAUUCAAAAGAAAAAAAAAUUGGUAACCCUAAAGUCACCCUAUUAACAUAAAAAAAUGGUUGCAAUAAAUAUUGUGUGUCCUUUUUAUAAUUAUGUAUAAUAUUAGGCGCUGUUGUAUGAACGUAAAAUUAAAUUACCAAUUAGACAAAUUUAAAGAAUCAACUGUUAUCGAUAGAUUGGUUUGAGACUAUUAUCAAGCAAAUCAUGUGAUAUUAAUUAAUUCGUAGUAGGUCCCAUAAUUUAGGUUUUAUGAUGUAAGUAUUCCUUUUAAUAAAGGCAAAUGAAAAACUUAUAAUUUCAGUUCCAGCUAUCAUCAGCUAUCGUACAAGGGGCCUCGCGCCUCAAAAUUUUUAUGCAUUGCUUAAAAGCGAAUUUCUUUUUUUUAUUAUUUUAUAAAAUCCGUCUUCAGGUCGCCACAGAACAGGGCCUCGCGAAAUCUGUCUUGCCCACAUCAAAUUUAGGUCUUGCCCCGCUAUUGUUCAGUUCUAUACCUAUUAGAAAACCUACACUAGGUAUUAAUAUUUCAAUUCAUUUUAUGCAAGAAUAUUAUUAUAAUACGUAGAUAAGUAUAUAGUUAUGUUUUUUUAUGAACGUAGUUAUAUUAUAUGGUUAGUAACUUGAUUUAUUAGAAGUAAUAUGUAUAAUAUUGCAUAAUGAAACUUACGUACCUAACAUACCAAAGUAAUUAACCACACAAAUUAACUGUUUGAGAAGUUAAUCUAACCGCAUGGCACAAAUUAUGACAACUAUUGUUAAUGAAAGCUCGCGUAAAUAGUUAACUAUUUAUUCAUAAUUUUGAAGUUAAUAUUUAUUUAAUCAAAUACCUUGAAAAACACAUUGAAUACUUUUUUAACGAAAUGACCUAAAUAUCCAUCGUUUUAUUGAAAAUCAUUUUGUAAAUAACAACAAAGUAAGCAUUUUAAGUAAAAAUAAGUCAAUAUAUAUUGCAUAACAAUAGUUACACUUACCCUAGUUUAAAAGACGCUGUUAC